This is a messenger RNA of Botrytis cinerea B05.10, 1901 nucleotides long. RefSeq lists its product as hypothetical. Gene Ontology annotation, biological process: response to heat; response to hydrogen peroxide; response to salt stress. The record is from RefSeq and is a predicted model, not a curated record. NCBI's taxonomy places the organism in Eukaryota, Fungi, Ascomycota, Leotiomycetes, Helotiales, Sclerotiniaceae. The transcript has a single exon. The coding region runs from base 418 to 1701 and encodes 427 amino acids.
GAAUAAUUCUUGGCUUCGAGUCAUCUUCACUAGUUUGACUCACUCUAAAACUAUUCCAAUGGAUGAGCCACACUUGUUGAGGGGAAAAUGAAAGCUUACGCCACAUUAAUGCUGUCUGCUUGACCGACGCGCGGCUGCUUUCAGCUUAAUCACCAACCACAGCUCUUCAGUCUGGCGUAUUCCAAGGCUCGUACCAUCUUUGUGUGGGAUACGUCAACAUCUUGUUGACUGAAAAUAGGUAGGUUUGUGUUUCGUUGCCGUUUUUGCCUCCCCGCUAGUUUUGGUGUUGAGGUUACGCACCUACUGGCUUGCCUCGAAGUCUGAUGGCCGUGGGAAGAGGUAUAUAUUCCUUGAUUCCACCCUCGUUUUUUGGAUUCUUUCCUUACUCUAUAUCAUCAUCAUCAUUGUCAAUUCAUCAUGGAAUUCAACAACCAAAACAACAAUCAACAAACAGGUCCCUUUUGGGAUUUUGUACGCUCAAUGCAACCACAAAACUCUGGAGCUGGUGUCGAUCACCCUUCGCAAGAGUUCAAUAUGCGGGGUCCACCAGAAGGGCCUCAUGGUCCUCAUGAAUAUCAUGGACGGCAUGGUCCCAGGGGUGCUCAAGGCCCUAGGGGUGAUCAUGGUCCACAUGAAUUUGGUCCAUUUGGCCCAUUUGGGUUUCCUUUUGGCGGACCAGGACCAUUUGGAAGAGGUGGGUUUGGGCCAAGAGGAAGACACGGCCACAGAGGUCACCGUUCCUUCUCUCCAGGUAGAGACGGAGAAUACACCGAGGGAGAAGGUAAAGACGGAUUUCGAGGACAUCAUCAUCAUGGCAGAGGCAAACAUGGACGUAGAGGCGGAGAAGAAUCUGGUGAGGAAACCCCAACUUCUGACACUGAAGCAGGAGAGGAAUCUCCAAGGCCACGUCGGGGCCCUCGAGGUUGUAAAGGCAAGGGACAUUGUCGCAGAGAUGGAGAGACAUCAGGUGAAGAGUCAUCGGAUGUUGAACUAAGAGAAGGAUCAAAAGGCCCGGAAUCAUGUCGAGGACCUAAACGUCAUGGACGUCAUGGGCCAGGCAGCCGAGGAGGAUGGGGUGUUCGAGGUGGAGGUAGAGGUGGGCCACACGGAGGACCUCAUGGGGGACCACAUGGUAGGGGAGGACCUCAUGCUUGGGGUGGACCUCACGGACCUCACGGAAGACGCGGCCCACCUCCAUUCGCCGGCCCAGGUGGCCCAUUUGAUUUUGGUGCAAUGAUACAAGCACUCUCCUCUCACCCAAUCGCACAGGCAUUUGGCGUACCUGCCGCUCAACGCUCUGGCGAAACACUCGUUCCCGAAGAUGCUGACACAGAGAACUCUUUUGUUCCCCCCAUUGACGUUUUCACCACUGAAGAUGCAUAUGUCCUCCACAUUGCGCUCCCGGGUGCCAAGAAAGAAGAUGUAGGUGUACACUGGGAUGCUGAGAAAGGAAUGUUGAACAUGGCAGGUGUGGUAUACAGACCAGGAGAUGAGAAAUUCCUGGAGACUCUCACAAAGAAGGAGAGAAAGGUGGGUGCUUUCGAGCGCACUAUGAAAUUGCCCCUCAACGAAGAAGAUAAAUCCGAAAUUGAUGGUGAUAACAUUACCGCCAAGUUGGAGGAUGGUGUUUUGGUCGUCACUGUACCAAAGUUGGAGAAGGAAGAAUCUUGGACUGAGGUCAAGAGAGUCGAUAUCAAUUGACUAGAUUUGGAUAAUAACACAGGGUCUGUUCGGCUUAGCUGGGAGGUUUGAUUUUACAUCGUUCUCAUUUCACGGAUUCUUCUUUCUUAAUAGUUAGGGUUUGAAUAUUGGCAUCGGUAUCGUGAUUGGAUUUAGCAUAGUUACCAUAAAAGGUCCCUUGGUGGACUGGAAAAUAACCAAAAAAACGCCACUCGGCAACA